CAACGACAACGACGCCGGCGCCGGCGUUAGCAAUGCCGAUGGGUUCGUUGCCGCUGCUGUCGCUAUCGCUAUCGCUGCUGCUGCCGCCGAAGCAUCGUGUUCAAGUCAAGAGCAGAAUUUACACGCAGCCAGCAUAACACAAAUUUCAGUCGGCUUUUUCACGACGCGCCCGCGGUUGUUGUUCCAACCAGGAUUUUUUGACAGCAAAUUAAAGUGCAUCGUUGCCUGUCAUUAAAUAUAAAAUAAUUAAUUUUUUUCUCAACACCAUUGUGCAAGUUAUAAAAAAUAAUGUUACAGCAAUAGUGCGAAAAAAGAGAACGUGAGCCGGCGCCAUAAAGGGAAUGAUAUUUUAAGCAGUUAAGGGUCAUGGACUAAUAAGGCUUACAGCAAUCGCAGGAGACCGCCAGGCAGCCCGUCAAGUCACACACAACUCAAAUACACCCUAAAGUUGAGCAGUACUACUUUGGCCUUCGACAACAGAAUGAUGUUUGAUGUGACCUGGCUGCCCACCGCCUGUGGCUCAUUGGCGCCCGCAUUGAUACCGCCGGCUCACAUAGUCAUUUUGUGGUAUUUUUGGGAGAACUAUGCACGUUAUGUGGACCGUCAUUUCUGUACAUGCUCCUGCUGGGACACAGUAUUCAAGGGCCCCUACGAGUCGGGAGUGGCUGCCUACAAGCACAUGUACUUCAAUGCCACGCCCAAUAGCUUCAAGAUGUGGAUACUCACGGUCUUUGCCGUUAUUGCACUCUAUGAGUGCAUCAAGCGUCUCAUCGCCCUAAUCCUGCAACAACGUGUGCGAUACUCAAUGUUGCUCCUCUUCCUGCUUUCGAUUUUCUCGCACUAUUACGCCUGGUGGGCGUACAUCAACUAUUACAACGACGACUACUACAAUCAAUGGAAUCACCAACUGUUCUUCACGAUCACAGAGCUGUUCUCCACGGUGCUAGUGAUGCACCUGGCCAACACGACGAACGUCGUGAAGCCGAAGAAAGUUUUUUGCAUUGUUGGUAUCGCUUUGCUGCACAUUCUCGCCGGCAGCUUCGAUCAGUUCUUCAUGAAUGUGGUGCGUGGUGAGGGGGCAGCGCAUCAGGUGGUGCGAGAUAUUGGCUUUAUGCUGCCGGACUUACUGCACCUCUUCAUACCGCUUUGGCUGCUGCGUAAGGCACGAAGUGAGAGCUUCUCGACGCGUCCAUUUUACCGAGAUCGCAAGUUGCACAGGGACAUUGUGGCCAUGUUGUGCUUGGUAUCGUUGAUGUUUGUGCUCUGCACGAUUUUGUGAGAACGAAUUCUGCUGGGCGCCUAUGAGGAGGUGCAUGGCAAGAUAAAACCCGCUCAGGACGCUGCCCUGAUGCUGUUGAAUCAUUAUCGCAUGCUGGCGAACAGCAAUGUGCAUAACUAGAGGAUGGCUUGGCCGGGAUGGACUGUGGACAAUAUGCUGCACUUCUUGUCAGUAAGUGGGCGGGCGCAACCACGCCCUUAUAUGCUUAUAGUAAUCUCUAUUCUUGUUUGCAAUUGACGAUUUGUGAUAGUUUUUCUUUGGAGCAAAUGCGUUUGUUCAAGCGCAAAAAAAUAGAAUAUCGAGGCAUAUACUAAGUAGUAUCAACUAAUACUAAUCAAAGUACAUAAUCAAUGCGGCAAACUGUUGGCUUCCAUUUAGAAACGUUGACCGAUGCUCUGUUGAAACAUAUCCAUAUAAAUAUCCCUUACACAAUUGCUCUAGGCACAAAUAGAAGAUCUUAUACCAUAUCUAUUCGAACGAACGCUGGCUGGGUGCAGCUAAUCGAUCAGUAAUAUCAGUAAAAAUUAAAUCGAAUAUCGAAACUUACAGAUAAUUAAAAUAAGUACAACGAAUGAACGAAUAAUUAGCAUAAGCUAUGACAAGGCAUAAUGAAAUAAUGAAUACAUUUUAAAUAAUGACCUCCACAUCAACUUUUUGCCAAGUAUUGCAUAUUUUGUAACCCACCCAGUGUUAUUCUAUCUUAGCGUUAGAUGCAAUUUAGACUGUUGUUGGAUAAUAUAGUAUUAUUAUACACAGACACGAACCGAAAUAUUCCAGUACCGUAGUAGAAAAAAAAAUAAUUAAAUUUUACUAAAUUAAA
Messenger RNA from Drosophila innubila, 2099 nucleotides. RefSeq lists its product as uncharacterized. The record is from RefSeq and is a predicted model, not a curated record. NCBI's taxonomy places the organism in Eukaryota, Metazoa, Arthropoda, Insecta, Diptera, Drosophilidae. The coding region runs from base 482 to 1279 and encodes 265 amino acids. The transcript has 3 exons.